GAGGAGGCAACUGGAAAGCUAGAAAUUUAAACGCGAAACGAGUAAUCACAAUAAAGGAGAACUUAAAAGUGGAUCGCGACAAUAACGAGAUAAUAAAGGAAAUUCCAGUCUGUUGAAUUUAAAUUAACUUUGAUUUUUUUAUAAUCAAAUCUGCGAACUGAUUAGUAAGCAAAACCAUUGUGAAAGUUCAUCUCGGCAUUUACAUAAUUUUGUGAACACAACGCAACCUGUGCAAAGUUAUAUAACAUUUUUCAAUUGACAAUUAACUCAAAACCCGAAAGGAAGUGCAAUACAAUAUGACUGGCUAUAAUUCCAAAGGCGACGUGGCCACCAGCAAUGGAAAUCACAACAACAGCAGCGGACACAGCAAUGGACACAAGGCCGCCGAAUAUACCGCGCAGGAGAACCACACCAGGAGUGACAACCGUAUACAAUGCUCCCUUACACCCGAAGAGUUUCGCGCUUUGCGCGUCAUGCAUGAAGAAACGUAUCCCUAUGAGGUCAUUCAGGAGAUCGCCGACUUCAUUGUGAAGGGCUCAGGCAUAAGACCAAAGAUUGGCAUUAUUUGCGGAUCUGGGCUCGGCUCCCUUGCCGAUAUUAUUCAGGAUGCCAAGGUCUUCGAGUAUGAAAAGAUCCCAAACUUCCCUGUAUCGACAGUCGAGGGACAUGCAGGCAGACUAGUCGUCGGUACGCUGGAGGGCGCUAAUGUCAUGGCCAUGCAGGGGCGCUUUCAUUUCUACGAGGGCUACCCCCUGGCCAAAUGCUCUAUGCCGGUGCGCGUAAUGAAGCUCUGUGGCGUAGAGUAUCUUUUUGCUACAAAUGCGGCGGGCGGUAUAAAUCCCAAAUAUGCGGUUGGCGACAUUAUGCUCAUGCAUGAUCAUGUCAACAUGCUGGGCUUCGCUGGCAAUUCUCCCCUGCAGGGACCCAACGAUCCACGCUUUGGGCCCCGUUUUCCCGCUCUGGUCAACUCGUAUAACAGGGACCUUAUCAACAAGGCGAUUGAGAUUAGUAAAAUAAUGGGAAUUGAGUCAAAUAUACAUGUUGGUGUUUACUCUUGCCUUGGAGGACCAACCUACGAGACUAUAGCCGAAUUAAAGGCACUCCGCAUGAUGGGUGUUGAUGCAGUGGGCAUGUCCACGGUGCACGAGGUCAUUACAGCUCGCCACUGCGAUAUGAAAGUGUUCGCUUUCAGUUUAAUAACCAACAAGUGUUCCAUCGAGUACAGCGACAAGAAGGACGACGAGGCCAACCACGAGGAAGUCAUGGCUGUAGCCAAAAACAGGCAGAAGGCAUGCUGCGAGCUGGUUUCCCGACUUAUAGCUGAAAUCCAAAAAGGGUCGUAGACCAGCAGUCACCUGAACGAGGAAUCUUCGCAGCUGCGUUCGUCUGGUUGAUUUUAAAAUUAUUUUUAACCCUAAAUCAAGUUUUAAAAUUUACAGUAUAAGCUAAAAUAUAGAUAUUUAGAUAUAAGCAUAUGCGUAAUGAAUGAAGCCUAGAAUUAUGGCGCACAUUCAGUCAAGCAGGUGGAUCCAAUUUUGUUGAUCGUUCAAUCUCCAUUUUAAAAUUAAGCAUUUCUGCCAAUCUGCCUAAAGAUCAGGUAAACAGAAAUGCCCAGAAGAUCGCGGAAAAUAUUGUUCAAUGAUUUUUUUCUCCUGGCGAGUCCUGCGUCAAACACCACGUAUGGGAUAGGACUAUUAUCUGCCCAAAGAUCAUCAAAAUCGUCCUUACGGUUUCAGAGAUAUGGUUAUUGUCUUUAGAAAACAUUAAAUUGGCCACCCUAAGGACCUUUCUGAUUUCUUUUGGACAAAAUGUAGCCCUUGUCCUGCCAAUUUAGAAUACGCAGUAAAAAGGACAAAAUCCUUCAAGGAGCUGAGGAAAAGAGAUUUUUCUCUGUAGAGAUUAAAGGCUGUAGAUCGGCCGCAUCCUUGCUGACUAUGAUGUCCAUUUGCCAACCACUGAUAAAUUAAGGACUACAAUGAGCUCUAAGGACCUCCGCGACUGACAAAUCAAAUUUUUCCAGGAUCGGACUUUUAUUAAGCCAGAUAUAGCUAUUUUAAGUUAAAAUACGCAAAAAUUAUAGUCCAGUCUCGUUUUGUAUAAUUUUAAAAGAAAUAAUUAAUAAAACAAGAGGUUCUAGUCGAGAGCU
Molecule: messenger RNA, 2146 nt
Organism: Drosophila novamexicana
Lineage: Eukaryota; Metazoa; Arthropoda; Insecta; Diptera; Drosophilidae
Product: purine nucleoside phosphorylase
Exons: 4
Coding region: 297-1343 (348 amino acids)
Biological process (GO): nucleoside metabolic process
Cellular component (GO): cytoplasm
Molecular function (GO): purine-nucleoside phosphorylase activity
Source: RefSeq, a predicted model, not a curated record